Messenger RNA from Candidula unifasciata, 213 nucleotides. Lineage: Eukaryota; Metazoa; Mollusca; Gastropoda; Stylommatophora; Geomitridae. The record is from the annotation of a GenBank genome assembly.
GAUCUCAUGAAAAGCUCCAUUCAAAUCCUGGUCACGGCACCAGACUGACAGAUUACACAGCCAUCAAUGGCCUUGGCUUCCAAGUGGUUGCCUACCACAUCUGCCAGGCAGACAACAGUGCCACCUGCAUGGUGGCUGACAUGGUUUCCAGCAUGGCUGCUCAGAUGGCUAAAGCUCCACAGCUAGUAGCCUACCGUGGAGCUUUUACUGCAG